AAAAAAAAAAAAAAAAAAAGUCAUGUGGCCCUAGCUGCCAAAAAUGUAAGAUACAUACACCCUUUGAACCAGAGGUUUGCUUCUACAAACCAUCAAUGACCAACACUCAUCAUAUUUACUCAGGCAAAAUGCCAAGAUUUCUAUCCUGGACUUCCUGGAAACUGAAAAACUCUGAAACUGUCAGUGGAAGUUGAUUUCGAAAUACAGUAUCUAGAAAGAUCUACCAACCGUCCUGCUCACUCUGCUGUUCAGUUUCAGAACAGUAGUGGCUCAGGUCAGGGGUUGGCAGCCAGCCCACUUUUAUUAACAGUCACUAGCCACGCUGAAAAGGCCAGGGCUGACGAGAAGGGCUGUAAGUGUGAACUACAGAACUGUACACGGGACCACAGUUCUGGGUCAGAAGCUGCCUUUUGCUCCAGACCACUGGCAUGGAUUGAACUCUCAGGCAGUGCCCUGGCCUCCAGUUCCACGGCCCAGGUCUUCCCACUGUGGAGGCCAGCUUCACUGGGAACGUUUGGCUGUGGUGGCGAGAGUGGAGUUAUAUCCUGGGCUGGGGCUUCCUGGGCUACAAACACACAGUUGCACGAGCCUCUGUUUUAGCAGUGUGGAUCCCGCUGGGCUGGUGUGGCUCAGGCCACUACCCAGUUCAGAUUUUACAACAGGAGGAGAGGGAAGCAGCAGUCCCCGGUACACAUGGCCAGGCUGGUAGCCAAGCCUCUUCCUUUCCUCUGGUUCUCAGACACAGAACCCUCUAAGGCACUGACCUGGGAACUAAGCAGGUGGUAAUGUCUACCAGGCCACAAGUCACUGUGGUGAGAGAGUGACAGAGCGGUCACCAUGGUGACGGGAGUAGAAGCCUUUGGCCAUCAGUCCCAGUUUUCUGCAUGGUAGCUCUAAUGACAGAAUGGUCGCCAUAGAAACCACAGGCCCUCUCAGGAGCACAGAGGCCCUGGCAGGAGAAAUCUACUCCACACCUGGUAGGCACUGACUGUGACUGAGCCCAGAGAAGAAAGCUGGGCGUGAGGGACACGGUUACCUGUUGCCUCCUUACUCAAAAGCCAUCCCCAAGCCUCUGAAGGGAAAGACCUUUUCUGCUGAGUCUGUCUAGAGGCCACCAAGCCCUCACAGCUCAGCAUAACUGGAAGCAAGUCAGUCAACACUGGGGACAGUUCCCUGGAACCCCAUGGCUCCUCCUGGAGAACGCUGGGCCUGAGGAGGCCUUGGUGGGAGGCAUCCAAAAGCGAACAAUGAAAAGAAGGAAGCUGUGACUUCAACCAGCUGAGGUGGACUGCAUUCUCUGAGGCCUGGUGCUGGCUGUGACUCUGCGGGAAAACCUGGGCUAUUUCUGCUCUGGAAAUCUGGUGGGGAACACUGAAGGGUCCCAGCUCACCCGGGCUGGCAGCUGCUCAGAUGCCGGAUGAUCGAACCAGGAUGGAGGCCGCCAAGAAGGAAAAGGUAGAGCAGAUCCUGGCAGAGUUCCAGCUGCGCGAGGAAGACCUGAAGAAGGUGAUGAGGCGGAUGCAGGAGGAGAUGGACCGUGGCCUGAGGCUGGAGACCCACGAGGAGGCCAGUGUAAAGAUGCUGCCCACCUACGUGCGUUCCACCCCAGAAGGCUCAGAAGUUGGAGACUUUCUCUCCUUAGACCUGGGAGGAACCAACUUCAGGGUCAUGCUAGUGAAGGUGGGCGAGGGGGACGCCGGGCAGUGGAGUGUGAAGACCGAGCACCAGAUGUACUCCAUCCCCGAGGACGCCAUGACGGGCACCGCAGAGAUGCUCUUUGACUACAUCUCCGAGUGCAUCUCCGACUUCCUGGAUAAGCACCAGAUGAAGCACAAGAAACUGCCCCUGGGCUUCACCUUCUCCUUCCCUGUAAGGCAUGAAGACAUAGACAAGGGCAUCCUCCUCAACUGGACCAAGGGCUUCAAGGCCUCUGGAGCAGAAGGGAACAACGUGGUGGGACUUCUCCGAGAUGCUAUCAAGAGGAGAGGGGACUUUGAGAUGGACGUGGUGGCCAUGGUGAACGACACAGUGGCCACGAUGAUCUCUUGCUACUACGAAGACCGCCAAUGCGAGGUCGGCAUGAUUGUGGGCACCGGCUGCAACGCCUGCUACAUGGAGGAGAUGCAGAACGUGGAGCUGGUAGAAGGGGAUGAGGGACGCAUGUGUGUCAACACCGAGUGGGGCGCCUUCGGGGACUCAGGCGAGCUGGAUGAGUUCCUGCUGGAGUAUGACCGGAUGGUGGAUGAAAGCUCAGCGAACCCCGGUCAGCAACUGUAUGAAAAGCUCAUUGGCGGAAAGUACAUGGGCGAGCUGGUACGGCUUGUGCUGCUCAAGCUGGUGGAUGAGAAUCUUCUGUUCCACGGAGAAGCCUCGGAGCAGCUGCGCACGCGUGGCGCCUUUGAGACCCGUUUUGUGUCGCAGGUGGAGAGCGACGCAGGCGAUCGCAAGCAGAUCCACAACAUCCUGAGCACUCUGGGGCUUCGGCCCUCGGUCACCGACUGCGACAUUGUACGCCGUGCCUGUGAGAGCGUGUCCACGCGUGCCGCGCACAUGUGCUCAGCGGGACUAGCGGGGGUCAUAAAUCGCAUGCGCGAAAGCCGCAGCGAGGACGUGAUGCGCAUCACGGUGGGCGUGGAUGGCUCCGUGUACAAGUUGCACCCUAGUUUCAAGGAGCGGUUCCACGCCAGUGUGCGCAGGCUGACACCCAGCUGCGAAAUCACCUUCAUUGAAUCAGAGGAGGGCAGCGGCAGGGGAGCAGCGCUGGUCUCUGCGGUGGCCUGCAAGAAGGCCUGCAUGCUGGGCCAGUGAAAUGGAGGCCACAAGGACAGGGACUUGGGCUCCAUGGGGACUCCACACCCCACAGGUGCUCCCAGCCCAUCAGGGCAGGAGAUCGAUUCUGCUGCUACCCCCUGGAAAUGGGGAGAGGCCCCAGCAAGCCGAGCAGUCAGUGGGACAGCCCCGGGGCUCUCAGCCUGGGGCAGGGGGCUGGGAGGAGGAAGAGGAUCAGAGGCACCAAAGCCUUCCUGCCAGGAUGGACUACAGAGAAGGCGCUGCACACUCAGGACUUACAUUUCCACUCUUCUUGCCUCUUGCAGCUGUGGGUCGGGCCUCCCGAGGGAGUGUGGACCUUGGGAUGGUCUGGCUCCCCUGGGAACGCACCUUGCCUGGGGAAAUAGCUCCAGCCGCUUGGCCAGACCAGACCUGGGCUCCCAGAAGAGCAAGGGCUGCUGGUCACCCAAGCCUGGCUGUUUUCUUGCCUGUAACAGAAGAGGCUGGGGAGCUAUAGGAGACUGACUGUCCAGCCACAUGGAGGGGACUUUCCAGGCCACAGACACCCAGAGAGACUUUCCUUUAUAUACCUCUACCCCUGAGUGACUUAUGGUUCUGGGAUGAGCCCUCCCAGGAGACACCAGAGAAUAGUGCCCAAAUACCAUGCUGCCUCUCUAUACCAACCUGGGACUGUGGGGGAGUUUUUAAUUAAAUAUUUAAAAAUACUUAAA
This is a messenger RNA of Mesocricetus auratus (golden hamster), 3500 nucleotides long. It is a transcript of the gene Gck, whose product is annotated as glucokinase. Bases 1411 to 2808 code for a protein of 465 amino acids. Gene Ontology annotation, molecular function: glucokinase activity; ATP binding; mannokinase activity. Gene Ontology annotation, biological process: intracellular glucose homeostasis; regulation of insulin secretion; glycolytic process. Gene Ontology annotation, cellular component: cytosol; mitochondrion. NCBI's taxonomy places the organism in Eukaryota, Metazoa, Chordata, Mammalia, Rodentia, Cricetidae. The record is from RefSeq and is a predicted model, not a curated record. The transcript is spliced from 10 exons.